Molecule: messenger RNA, 828 nt
Organism: Trichomonas vaginalis G3
Lineage: Eukaryota; Parabasalia; Trichomonadida; Trichomonadidae
Exons: 1
Coding region: 1-828 (275 amino acids)
Source: RefSeq, a predicted model, not a curated record
AUGCGAAUUGUUGAAAAGCAUGAUCCAUAUAAACAAAUGAACGAAUCAAUGAAAUUAAUGGCGAAAAAAUCUCAACAAAGACUGCGCGCGGUUAAGAGUGCAAAACCUCGCUUUAUCCACUCGAGGUUUAAUAUGGAUGCAUUGAAAAAAUCACCCUUAAUGUGUUUUCCGCACUUUGACGAAAUGACUACAUAUCUCGAUCAGUGGUUUACUAAUAGAAAUCAAAUGGAAGCAUCGAUUUUAACCUCAAAUCAAAGAGGAACAUUUAUUGCAUUAUCAAAAUUUUGCGAUUCACUUUUUCUACUUCUUCAAGAAACAGCACGUGCAUCUCCUAUUUCUCCUGCACCAUUAUCUGGUAUAUAUAAGUGGUAUCUUCAAAGAGAUACUGUUAUAAAUCAAAGCAAAAACUUAAAUAUGCCAACACAAAACGAAAAUGUUACAAUUAUAGAAUUGCCAAAUGGCAAAAAGAUUGAGAUUAACAACAAUGAUCUCAACCCUAAAUAUAUCCUCAGUCGAGUUACUCUAACUCCUGAAAUGAUUUUGAAUGAGUUUGAUGCUGUGAAAAAAGAACCUCCUCUAGUUGAAAGAAAGGUAGAAAAGAAGAAAGUCACUAAAUCACCAACUAUCUUACUCAAUCCAGUUGUACCUCCUCUUAAGAAGCGGGAAGAUGAAUUCGAAGAAAAGAAAGAAGAGGAUAAGUUUGAUUACGCAAAACUUCAUAAAAGGCUAGUAGCUGAAAGGGAAGCAGAAGAGGAAGUCGAUAGAAUGGCUACUGCCUUGGCGCGAAAGACUCAUAUAGGAGUUCGUUCGUAUACAUUAAGGAAAUGA